AUGGCACCGGAUACACAUCCCCACGUCUCCGCAAACCCUUCCUCCACUUCCGACAAAGAAAGCGACAAUGACAACGCAAGCACAGACACCGCGAAACCAGAGUCCCAAGCAACAGAACCCAGCUCUAGGACCAGCACAACCCUCUCAGCCCAACUGAAUCAAGAAUGUAAACAUCUACUCUCCCAGAUCGAUACCUACCAAUCCCUCCUCGCGUCCACGCUACGGAACCCACAGCUCGUCGAGGUGCGCCAAUUCCGCUCCAGCGUAGCCUCCGAGCUGAAAAUGCUAGAGAAGCUAGGCCGGCAGAUUGAGGAGGCAAUUGGAGACACAUCACCAGGAUCAGAAACAAGUCGAAUGGAAGAUGGGGUGACGGUGUCGCGUGACCCCGAUUUGGAAAUGCGGCUGGUGCAUGCGCUUCGCUCGUCGAACUUGCCGUUCUACCAGGCUGUCUGGGGAAUCGCGAGCGGGUCUUGUUCUGGGUUGGUUGCGCUGGGGAAAAGGUUUUACUGGGAUGGGGAGACGAAGGCGUCGGAGAGGAAGAGUGUUAGUGGGAAGGGGAAGGGGAAGGAUGGUCCUGCUCAGCCGGAGAAAAAGCCUAACAGAGAUAAGCGCAAGAGUGUGUUUGUGGAUAUUGUGGCUGAUGAUGGGGAGGAGUGGGUGAAGGUGUCUACUAUAUCGGAGAAUCGGCUUCUGUUCGAGAUGGCGAAGAAGGGCUGGGAGGGUGAUAGUGAUGAUGAGUGGUCUGAUGGGGGUAAAGGGCGGACUGUUUUGCAGAAUUUUGAUGAUGAUGGGGAUGGGGAUGAUGAUGAUGAUGAGUUGGAGCUUAUUAAGUUGGCUCGGGAUCUAAGGAAGGCUUCUGAUGCUACGCGCGUUAGAUAUAGACAUCCUCGGCUACGGGUUGUUAUACCUAAGAUCGAAGAGGGAAGUGUUCCUGAAAUUGACGCUGUCUUGAACGAGAUGCGGAGCUAUGGUAUUCGGGUUGACUGCCAGGGGAGUCUGCCAGCAGAGACUCGUACCGGGCUAGCCCAUCUCCUGCCUCAACCAUUCAAAAACUUCACUUCGACUCUGAAUGUCGACUGCACUUUACUUCUUGCCUUGGUAUCUGACUUAGCCAUCGUUCGACAAAUAGAAGUGGAGCGGGAAAAACCACUGCUCACUUCGGAGCUCUGGCCGGCUAUGGAUGGCCGUGGGCUCGUAUCCACCACAGAGGCUGCAGUGCGCUUCCAGGAAAUCGUCGAAACCAUUGGGACAGAGACGGAGAAGAGCCGAACUCGCAUGUUGCUGGGAGACCCACCAUACGAACAACUUGAUCGUGAAGCUAUUCUCCAGAAGUUCCAAGAAUUGUCUGAUUACCAGGUGCCCGCAGAUUGGAAACUCCCCAUCGAAGUGGUUGAAGCCCAGCGAGUGAUCGAUGCGGCCAAAACACAGGGUAAACUUCAUCCAGUGGUACAUGAAGUCGGGAAAGGCCUGUCGGAUAUCAACCAUAGCGUGUUUUUGUACGGUUGGGUAACCGGUUUGACGACCAUUUCCAGCAAUCGCACAAUCGACAAGCAAAUCGAAGCCACCAUCGAGGAAAAUCGGAAAGGCGAUGACAGCCUAGAAGGCCCUGACGUUUGGAUUUGUGACACAGCACGAAGUUUGGUGGGCAAAGACAAAGAUCGAAAAGCAUAA
This is a messenger RNA of Penicillium mononematosum, 1671 nucleotides long. RefSeq lists its product as uncharacterized. The transcript is spliced from 2 exons. Bases 1 to 1671 code for a protein of 556 amino acids. NCBI's taxonomy places the organism in Eukaryota, Fungi, Ascomycota, Eurotiomycetes, Eurotiales, Aspergillaceae. The record is from RefSeq and is a predicted model, not a curated record.